Messenger RNA from Zingiber officinale, 489 nucleotides. Its product is annotated as cytochrome b-c1 complex subunit 9, mitochondrial-like. The record is from RefSeq and is a predicted model, not a curated record. The transcript is spliced from 3 exons. The coding region runs from base 79 to 303 and encodes 74 amino acids. Lineage: Eukaryota; Viridiplantae; Streptophyta; Magnoliopsida; Zingiberales; Zingiberaceae. Gene Ontology annotation, biological process: mitochondrial electron transport, ubiquinol to cytochrome c.
GGUUCGUUUUUCACGACGAGCCCUAACUACUGGAGGUUUGGAAGAACGGAGAGGAGAUCUGCUCGACUAGAGGCGGCAAUGGCGUCGGCAGCAAGCAGAGUCGGAGGGCGCGGCGGUGGGUUGUGGGAUGGGUUGUACCGCGUUCUGAUGCGCCGCAACUCCGUCUAUGUCACAUUCAUCGUGGCUGGAGCCUUUGUCGGAGAACGGGCUGUUGACUAUGGUGUUCACAAGCUUUGGGAAUAUAAUAAUGUUGGGAAGAGAUAUGAAGAUAUUCCAGUAUUGGGGCAAAGGCCGACAGAAUGAUAUCCUUAUCGAAUCCUAAAUUCUUUACGAGUAUGCUAAAGGUUGCACAACCUUAUUGUAGUAGCCAUACUUUUGUCUUUCUGCAAUUGAAUAAUAAGCUACUCUUCAAAAUGUAAAAGUUAAUUUCAGAAUACCCUGGAUAAUUUUGUGCCAUUGAAACAGAUUAUCAUGUUUUCCCUUUGAUCA